AUGCCUCUCCAAAAGCUCUCAGCACUCAUUGAUGCCAUCUGCAAUUUUGUCAUUUGCAAUGACUCCUCCCUCCGUAGCCAGCCAAUCAUCUUCAAUCCUGACUUCUUUGUGGAAAAGCUGCGCCAUGAAAAACCAGAGGUGUUCACAGAGCUGGUUGUCAGCAACAUUACCAGGCUCAUUGACUUGCCUGGGGCAGAGCUGGCCCAGCUGAUGGGAGAGGAGGACCCAAAGCUGCCUGGGACAAACAACACAGCCUCUGGAUUUUUUCGUUCUCUGAUGUCUCUGAAGCGCAAGGAGAAAGGGGUGGUGUUUGGCUCGCCACUGACAGAAGAAGGCAUUGCACAGGUUUCCCAGCUAAUCGAGUAUCUGCACAAAAAUCUAAGAGCAGAAGGCUUGUUUCGGGUGCCAGGCAACAGCAUCAGGCAACAGAUCCUAAAGGAUGCUCUGAACAGUGGUACAGAUAUUGACCUGGAUUCUGGGGAUUUUCAUUCUAAUGAUGUGGCCACCCUGCUGAAGAUGUUCCUGGGUGAAUUACCAGAACCGCUGCUGACACACAAGCAUUUCCAUGCCCACCUCAAAAUUGCAGACUUGACACUCUUUGAUGAGAAGGGGAAUAAGACCAGCACUCCAGACAAAGAGCGCCAGAUUGAAGCCCUCCAGCUGCUGUUUUUGAUCCUUCCUGCACCCAACCGCAGUUUGCUCAAACUGCUGCUGGACUUGCUCUACCAGACCGCCAAAAAGCAGGACAAGAACAAGAUGUCUGCCCACAAUCUUGCCCUCAUGUUUGCACCCCACAUCCUGUGGCCCAGAAAUGUGACAGCAAAUGACCUUCAGGAGAAUAUCACAAAGCUUAACAAUGGAGUGACUUUCAUGAUCAAACACUCUCAGAAACUCUUCAAGGCCCCAGCAUACAUCCGAGAGUGUGCCAGGCUGCACUAUCUGGGAUCCAGAGCCCAUGCAUCAAAGGAUGAUCUGGAUUUGCUGACGUCUCCUGGCUCCAAGGAACUGCAGCCCCUCAAGUCUCAGAAGCGAAGCCGUCUGGACUCUUGCCAUCAGGAGGAGACCCAGCAGCGCACAGAGGAGGCACUGAAGGAGCUCUUCCGCCAUGUCCACAAUAUGCCUGACUCUGCAAAGAAGAAGAAACUUCUCCGGCAGUUUAAUAAGCAUUCCACAGCUCUCACUCCUGGCUCUGACGUACUCGCGUCCCCGGCACCACGGCGCGCCCGCUCCCGCUCCUUCAGCGGCCUCAUUAAGCGGAAGGUUUUGGGAACCCCAGUUAUCCUGGAGAGGAAGAGCAGGGAUGCAACACCAGAGCCUGAGCGAGUCAGCAAAGAGAACAUUCACCUGUUACAGAAAUGUGGAUCUCCAGCUCAUAUGUCCCAAGCAAAGCUGAAAUCUUUGGAGGGCCAGAAGGAGGAACCCUGCAGACGCAUCCGAGGCCACCUGCUUUCCAAGGAUUCAUCAUCCCUCUGA
This is a messenger RNA of Indicator indicator, 1473 nucleotides long. RefSeq names its product Rho GTPase activating protein 19 (gene ARHGAP19). The record is from RefSeq and is a predicted model, not a curated record. Gene Ontology annotation, molecular function: GTPase activator activity. Gene Ontology annotation, biological process: signal transduction; regulation of small GTPase mediated signal transduction. NCBI's taxonomy places the organism in Eukaryota, Metazoa, Chordata, Aves, Piciformes, Indicatoridae. Gene Ontology annotation, cellular component: cytoplasm. The transcript is spliced from 12 exons. Bases 1 to 1473 code for a protein of 490 amino acids.